Messenger RNA from Onthophagus taurus, 1577 nucleotides. RefSeq names its product DNA-directed RNA polymerase II subunit Rpb4. NCBI's taxonomy places the organism in Eukaryota, Metazoa, Arthropoda, Insecta, Coleoptera, Scarabaeidae. The record is from RefSeq and is a predicted model, not a curated record. Gene Ontology annotation, cellular component: SAGA-type complex; nucleus; RNA polymerase complex. Gene Ontology annotation, biological process: DNA-templated transcription initiation; chromatin remodeling; regulation of transcription by RNA polymerase II. Gene Ontology annotation, molecular function: protein binding; nucleotide binding; transcription coactivator activity.
ACUAAUUAUCAAUCAAUAGAUGGUGCCAUCAUAAACGUCACAAACAAAUCCAUUUUAUGCCUAUUUUCUAACCUCAAAAUAUCUCUAAAAACUUGUCAAGUAAUUUAGUGCUUUAUAAUAAUAAACAGGCUUAAACGAUGGCUGCACCGAGUUCUAAUACCGAUUUAACCGAAGAGGAUGCCGCUGAUUUACAAUUUCCUAAAGACGAUGGUUUAGUAACUACAAAUAAAAUAACGGCCGAUUGUAUAAACUGUUACCAAAGUUUAAAUGACCGGUUCAUUUUAUGUGCGAAAUGUGAUUUGUGCAUAUGCUGUUCAUGUUUUGCAUCUGGCGUCGAAUUCGAUAGCCAUAAAAACGAUCAUCCCUAUCGAGUUAUGCGAUACGAUUUUCCGCUGUACGAACACUCUGAUUGGACAGCCCAGGAGGAGUUGCUUUUAUUAGACGGUUUAUUAUCCUUGGGAAAUUACAAGAAUAUAUCAAAAAAAUUAACAAAUCGUACUCCAGAUGAUAUAAAAAGCCAUUACGAAUAUUUUUAUUUAUUAAAAAAAGGUCAUUCUUCUUUACCCGAAAUUUCCUCGCAUGAAAAUUCAGAAUUUAUUAAUCCCGCCGUUCCAUUUCGUUUUCGUGUCGUGGAUAUCGAAGAACCCCCAAGAUACGCAGCCACUUCGGCUUCGUAUCAUUCUGUUGCCGGUUAUAAUGCAGCAAGAUCUGAUUUCGAAUUAGAUUAUGAUAUGAAUGCGGAAGAUUUGAUCGCAAAUUUAGAUUUUGUCGAUUCUGAUGAUCCAAAUUAUCAGAUUUUAACCGAUUUACAAUGCGCCUUGAUACAAAUUUAUAAUUGGCGGUUACGCGAACGUCUCCGGAGACGCAAAAUUAUUCGCAAUCACGGAUUAAUUCUAUUAAGAAAAAUUACCGCUUGGUUACACCGUUAUGAUUCAACGAUUACUCAACCCGUGUAUAAUCGUUUAACAAAGUUUAUGCAAUGCCAUAAUGGACAAGAUUUUGAGUAUCUUAUGGAAGGAUUACACCGAGCUGGGGAACUCAAAAUACAUAUAGCAAGGUUAUGUGAUUUUCAUAAACGCGGAAUAAAAUCGUUAAAGGAAGCUCGACUUUACUUAAAUUUGAAACAACAACGGGAAGAAAAUAUGCGCGAUUUAAAGACGUUUUAUGCGAAUCCAAUUUUUAAUUUUAAAUUUCGUGGUUUAUCUUCCGACGGGCAUCAUCAUCACGGAGUGUCGCAACCGGCGAAAAAACGGGGUACUUUUACCCCGCUUGAUGUGAUUGGUAUGCCAGGUUUGGAGAAAUUAUUACCGAAAGAACGGGAUUUGUGUAGAAACUGUCGAUUGGCGCCGCUGAGCUAUUUGGAGUUAAAAGCUACGUUGAUUGGGGAAAAUAAUAAAUUGGGGUAUUUAAAAUUGUUGACUGCAAGGAGAUUGUUAAAAAUUGAUGUUAACAAAACGAGGAGAUUGUAUGAUUUUUUAGUUGACGAAGGAUAUAUUACAAAAGGAUAAAAAAAGUAUUGUAAUAUAACUUAAAUAAGUUUUUACUGAACUUGAAUAUAAAGAAUAUAUAUGUAUAUU